AUGGCGUCCAACGCCCCACGAUUCGGUACAGCCACAACGUCGACCCAGGGCGUCAACGUGAAGGACGGGCCAGAACUGCGGGAGAUCCAAACCAACGAACUGGGCUUUACCGCACUCAAUGGCGAGGCCAAAGUGCGACUUCUCCCGACACCAUGGCCGACAGAUGAUCUGCCCCCUUCUUCCUCCUCGCUUCUCGCGAUUGCAUCCGUCAAGGGUUUACUAGCAGCUGGUGGUCCGGACGCUCUCUAUCUCACUUCCACAUCCAAGGUUAGAGACGCCUUCCGUUCAUCGGAAUCAUCCGAGAACGACACCAUCCGACCUUUCACCCCAGAGAUCAAGAUAUCAGUACCGCGGCUUUCACACCUUGCCUUUUCUGCCGAUGAGAGUGUCUUGGUUAUAGCGACGGAAAAAGGAGGAGAGAUUCUAGCAUUUCAAGUCGAUAAGAUCCAACAAGGCCAGCUGGAACCCGCUGUACGGAUACCAACCAACGGACAGAGUUUGCGCGCAUUGGUCCCGAAUCCUGUUCCUGAAUCGGCGGAAUUCUUUGCCAUCAUCACAGGGAAUGGGGAUUUGAUGCUCCUGAAUCUAAAGGCAGGGAAUAUGGUCUCUGGGAGCAACGGCCCGGUGCUGAAGAGCGGAGCAAGCUGCCUUUCGUGGAGCAACAGAGGCAAACAACUCGUUGCUGGCAUGGCUGAUGGAACCGCGAUACAGAUGACGCCAGAUGGCACCAGUGUUGCGCAGAUUCCAAAGUCUACUUCAGUACCCUCUCAGGACCAUGUCUCUGGGAUCUCAUGGCUGGAGAAUGACACGUUCUUCAUCAUCUACACACCAAGUAGCACUGCCGAAGGGAUUCUGCCUUCCGAGUACUACAUCGUGCACCGGGAACCGAAAACCACGAAUUACACUUUCCAGAAACUACCCGAAGUUCUAUUACCUUUUGGCGUCGAACGACUACCAUCUUCGCAUUUCAUAUCAAGACUCAGAAGCUUUCCACCACACCUGCAAGAUUUGUUGAUUGUCACUGCUACCACCUCUACGGACGUUGGUCUCAUCUCGAAGACGGACAAGCCUUUGUCCAAGGAAGAUCCAAUUACUGCAGCAUUCACGUUCACCACGGUCGAAGAUGAUACGCGACGGGCCCAACUCCCGCUCUCGUCAGAAAUGCUGGAUACAUCUCCCAUUGGCAUGGCCCUCGACUUGUCAAGUACAGAGAAGGUCCCAAAUCCAAUCCCGGCGGAUGCGGAGAUCCUGGAGACUGAAGGGCCGGUGCCUGGCCUGGUGAUAUUGAACAACGAAGGAAUUUUGGUUGCGUGGUGGGUCAUAUACAACGACUCGGUCCGUGAAAAGACUACUUUUCCUGGUCUCGCAGCCGUGCGCGAUUUAAAGAAACCUGCUGCGCUACAAUCUCAGUCCCAAUCACCGUCGCCUGCGCCACCGAGCAGUACGUUCGGUCAGGCCAGCAGCGCCAGUCCUUUUGCGAAGCCUACAAUGACCGGUUUUGGGCCUGGCGCGGGGCAAUCUGCGUUUGGCGCCCCGAGUAGCAAACCUUUCGGUACUUCUUCUCCCAUUGCUGGUGACAAGCCCUCUUGGGCUACUGCUGGGUUCGGCUCUACAAACAGCGCGUCGGCAUCUGGUCCGGCCUUUGGCAAGCCUGCCUUCGGGUCAGCCACUCCUAUUGGCGGCGCACCGGCGCCAGCGUUUGGCUCAGCAAGUGCCCUGAGCAGUCGGCCUACACCUUUCGGGCAGCCGUCCACGAUAGGUGGGCAGCCUGCUUUCGGACAGCCAUCUUCGUUCGGAGCUGGCUCAACUUCCAGUCCGUUCGCUAAUGCUGCAGGCAGUUCUGGGAGUCCUGGUUUCGCUUCAUUCUCCAAAGGAGGUGGAUUUUCCUCAUUUGCAGGAGGCAAGACGGACCAGCCUACUCAGAGUCCAUUCGCCGCAAAGUCUGGGGACAGUAUCUUUGGACAGUCAUCUGGCAGCACUUUUGGCCAGGAGCAGUCUACUGCAUCUCCGUUUGGUUCAGUGAAGCCAACAGCUGGACAAAGCAUUUUUGGCAAUACUGGGUCGUUCAAACUAGGGUCGUCAUUCCAAGGUGACGGUAGCGCAAAGGAUGACCUCCCAGCCCCCAAAGAGCCCAGUGGUUUUGGUUUUGGUGGCGCUUUGGAGGAAAUCUUGAAUGAACCUCAGAAGACCUUAUCGCCGACCCACGAUAAAGAGGCUGAAAUGGACGAGGAGGAGGGCGAAGUUAGCGAAGUCGAGUCGGAUAACGCUCAGACCACAUCGGAUCAGAGGUUGUCGUCGCAGGAGGCACCCACGAUUCCGCAGACACUGGUCACUCCUCCUUCCACGCUCGCACAGUCGAAAGCCACUCCGGCGCCCUCAAUCUCCAAUUUAUUUGGUCAAGCUUCCACAACUCCACAGCCUCAAACAACUACACCCGGUUGGUCAUUCGGCGGCGUGGCUUCUACCACCCCCAAAGAAACCCCUGGUCCUGCGCACAUGGCACUGUUUGGUACCAAGACUGCCAAAGAUGAAACGCCUGCCGCCGUGGAGAAGAGUGAGCCUGCCAACACUUUUGGCACUACACCCGAGGCACCGAGAAUCAAGGAAGAGCCUCCUAGUGACGACGAGUCUGUUGACCUGAACAACAUUCCAGAGGCCCCCCUUCCUCCCGAUCCUGUCAGCAAGCCGCGGUACACGUCCGCGGAUACCCCGGUUUCCUCGGCUGCGUCCAAGUCUCCUCCGGACGACGCACCCUUCCCUCCAGACUUUGUAUCCAACAGCAACGCAAGCCAAAAUGAACAGCCGAUACAACAGCUCCCGAGCGAAGAUGAAGCUGAGGACGAAGAGCACGAGGAUGAUGAGGAAGACGAGGAAGACGACUUUAGCUCAGAUGUUGAAGACAGUGGCGAAGAAGUCACAGGCAAUAUCUCCCAGGAGGAGGAUGUCACAGAAGAGCAACACGAAGAACUGCAAACUUCUCCCGAAAGUUCCUUUAAGAGUGGUGAAAGAAGUACGGAGACGAGCCCAACAGGCGGCCUGUUCACGAAGAUCUCCUCGACCGCCAAUUCACAAAAGCCACCCCGACCCCUGUUCGGUGAAGUAGGCACCGGACCUGUUUUCGCGCCUCCCAAACCGCAUGAGAGCCCGCGAUCGCCAAGUCCAGUCAGAAAUGUUCCCCAGGCCGCAGAACGUCUCGGACUGGACGCCUCCAGGUCCGUCAGCGCUCCAGCUCAUCCCCGGUCCAUUGUCGAGCAACGAAAGGCGGAGUACCAAAAGUCCUCACUCGCCGUUCAGGCAGGCAAGACAAGGGAGGAAGAAGUGGCCAAAGAACAAGCUCGACGCGAGGCGGUCGCUCGGGAGAAAGCGCGGGCAGAAGCCGAGCAGCUUGCGCCACUCGAGGAUGACGAAGAUGAACUCCUGCGGCAGGAGCUUGAACGACCGGCCUCGCCUACUCAGACGCUGGACGACUUUAUCACUUAUCAGCCAAAGCCUGCGGAAGAGAGCAAGAAAAGUGGGAUACCGGCUCAGAUUGAAAGACUGUAUUCUGACAUCAAUUCAAUGGUGUACACCCUGGGGAUCAAUAGUCGCUCACUGUCGGCGUUUAUGCGAUAUCAACAACCGGAUGCAACCAAUCAAUCAUGGCCCUCAGUGCUCAAAUCCGAGACACCAAUGGAUGCCCUCAAUGAUGAGUGGUACUUGAGCGAUAUAACGCGGUUGCACGAAGGACAAGCUGCUCUUUCCGACCUGCUAGCCGAAAGUAACAUCGAUGACUUUGGAGGAAAGAUUCAACAAUGCCAGGCUCUGCUGGGACGUGAUCUGUUCGAGCUGAGGACCAAGCUGACGACCAUCCGGAAGACCAUCCAUGCUCUCUCGGCAAAGGACAGUGCCAUUGCAGCCCCUCUUUCGGCCGAGCAGUCGUCGAUCCAGCAUGAUCUGCGCAAGACUUUCACCUCGGUGCAGGCCAAGCUUGUGGAAGUUGAAGACGCCGUUUCCGUUCUGCGCGCCAAGAUCGCGCAGUCAACGCCAGCGGAUACGGCCAACCGACGCUCCAGCAUGCUUGGUAGAACACCGUCGCAGAAGAAGCCUACUGUGGAAGCGGUAACAAAGACGGUAUCAAAGAUGAUGUCGAUGGCAGAGCAAAAGAGUGCAGACAUCGAUGUUCUGGAGGCGCAACUCAAGCGGAUGGAUCUGUCUCUGGCGUCUUCAACCGUCAGUAACGGCCAUGCUUCGAACGGAGAGAGUGUCCUGGCAACUCCUCAUCGAUUUAGAAACUCGGUGAACGGCGGAACACCUGGCAGUGUGUACCAUACCCCCGAUUCCAAGUUUGGCAGCAGUACGCGAUCAAGGACGAGUUUCCGAGCCAGCCAAAACGGCGGCCUGGGUCUCCUGUCGAGCGAGGACAAGGAGCGAUGGCAAGCACAGGCACGUCGUCGCAAAGAAGCGGCAACUGUAUUGAAGGAGGUUCUGGAGGCGAAGCGCAAGAGCGCGGCAAACAAGAAGUGA
This is a messenger RNA of Capronia coronata CBS 617.96, 4503 nucleotides long. RefSeq lists its product as uncharacterized. Gene Ontology annotation, cellular component: nuclear pore. NCBI's taxonomy places the organism in Eukaryota, Fungi, Ascomycota, Eurotiomycetes, Chaetothyriales, Herpotrichiellaceae. Gene Ontology annotation, molecular function: structural constituent of nuclear pore; protein binding. The coding region runs from base 1 to 4503 and encodes 1500 amino acids. Gene Ontology annotation, biological process: RNA export from nucleus; protein import into nucleus. The record is from RefSeq and is a predicted model, not a curated record. The transcript has a single exon.